AGCUCUCCUCUCAACAUUUCCCUAGCACUCACCCACCACAGCACCUUUUACAGGCUUCCAUCUGCUCUAGAAUUCCAUCCAAGCUCUUCCACCACCUUAGUUCGAACGGCAGGCUCACCAUGGCGACGGUGAUUCAGGAAACGUUCUAUACCUGAGUAGAUCAUCCCGCAUAAUUAUGGCCUCAACUUAGCUAGGAUCCCGUAUACAGCCAGCCAAGCCUUGCGUGUAAUUAGAAAUCUCGAGCCGCCACCUCGGCGGUUAACCCGCCAGGCUUUCAGCCGAAAUCGUCCAGCCUUCGACCGUCCGUCAGGAUGGCGUCCGUCUGUCAGAUCUGCGGCGAUUCCGUCGGCGUGGCCGUCGACGGAGAGCCAUUCAUCGCGUGCGGCCACUGCAACUACCCCGUCUGCCGGCCGUGUUACGAAUACGAGCGCAAGGAAGGUGGCAAGGCGUGCCCCAACUGCAAGACCUUCUACAAACGCCACAAGGGGAGCCCGAGGAUAGAAGCCGACGACGAGGAAGAUGAGGAGGGAGGAGAGGAACAACCGGCCGACUGGAGAUACCGAUCGUCGCUGUACCAGAGCGAUCCUAGCCCGCCCCCGGCGGCCGGAGGAACGCUGCACCAGCCGCAGCCGUCGAUAAACGACGCGCAGAAUCUCGCAUACGGCACGUCGCCAAUCCACGAGAACUCCGCGUUCCGAAGGUCGCAGAUGGACAACGACUCGGCGAGUGACUAUAACGAGCACCUGGGCAUGCCCGUGGGGUCGACGUCGCCGCAGGUCGGGCCGCGCAACGCCAUCGUGCCCAGCGGACCGGGCUUCGGCACGUUCGGCAACUCCACCAGCCAAGCGCAGAACGAGUGGCUCGCGCCGUCAGGCUCGGGGGCGGAAACCCCCGCCGUGCGCGCGCUGGACCCGAAGAAGGACCCCACGGAGUACGGGUACGGCAGCGUCGUGUGGAAGGGGCGCACUGUGGCUUCCGCCGACGGCAUGGAGGCGGGCGGGGGGGGAGCCGCGGGGAACUACGCGUACGGCGGCAUGGGCGGAGACGGGUCACCCACUCAAGACCAGGACGACCUGCCCACCAUGGACGAGUCGCGCCAGCCGCUCUCGCGCAAGAUCCACCUCAAGUCGGAGUUAAUCUCCCCGUACCGCCUCGUCAUCGUGAUGCGAUUCGUCAUCACCGUGCUCUUCCUCCGCUGGCGUAUCAUGAACCCCGUCUGGGACGCCUACGGGCUCUGGCUCGUGUCGAUUAUCUGCGAGGUCUGGUUCUUCUUCUCCUGGAUUCUCGAUCAGUUUCCCAAAUGGAACCCGAUUCGGCGGGAAACGUACAUGGACCGGUUGUCGCUGCGAUUCGAGAAGCCCAGCGAGGACUCGCAGCUCGCAGCCGUGGAUAUGUUCGUAUCAACGGUGGAUCCGAUGAAGGAGCCGCCGCUGACCACGGCGAACACGCUGCUCUCGAUCCUGGCCGUCGAUUACCCCGUCGAGAAGGUCGCGUGCUACUUAUCCGACGACGGAGGAUCCAUGCUGACGUUCGACAUGAUGGGCGAGACGGCGGAGUUCGCACGGAUCUGGGUGCCUUUCUGCAAGAAAUACAACAUCGAGCCGCGCGCGCCGGACGUUUACUUCAUCCAGAAGGUCGAUUUUCUCAAGGACAAGCUCGACACGACGUUCGUCCUGGAGCGGCGCACCGUGAAGCGGCAGUACGAGGAGUUUAAGGUGCGGAUUAACGCGCUCUGCGCGCGCUUCCAGAACGUCCCCGCGGACGGGUGGACCAUGCAGGACGGCACGCCGUGGCCCGGGAAUAAAUCCCGCGACCACCCGGGCAUGAUCCAGGUGUUUCUGGGGCCGAACGGCGGCGCGGGCUCGGACGGCGUGCCGCUCCCACGGCUCGUGUACGUGUCGCGUGAGAAGCGGCCCGGGUACAAUCACCACAAGAAGGCCGGAGCUAUGAACUCGCUGGUGCGCGUCGCGGCGGUGCUGACGAACGCGCCGUACAUUCUGAAUCUGGAUUGCGAUCAUUACAUUAACAACUCGCGCGCGCUCCGGGAGGCGAUGUGCUUCAUGAUGGACCCGAACGUGGGGCGGCGCUGCUGCUACGUGCAGUUCCCGCAGCGGUUCGACGGCAUCGACCCCAGCGAUCGAUACGCCAACAACAACACCGUGUUCUUCGACAUUAACUUGCCCGGGUUGGACGGAGUGCAAGGGCCGGUGUACGUGGGUACCGGUUGCUGCUUCCGGCGGCACGCGCUGUACGGAUUCGACCCGCCGAAGAAGGAGAAGAAGACGCGCAACGGGAUCUGCGCGCUCUGCUACUGCAUCCUGUGUUGCGGGGGCUGCGGCGGGCGCAAGAAGAAGGCCGCGGAGCUGCAGGCGCUGGCGGAAGGCGGCGGGGGGAGCGAGGGGAAGGGUAGGGGGAAGGUGAAGGGGCGCAAGGGGAAGGGGAAGAGCGGGCGGAUGGAGCGGAUCGUGGAGGGGCGGGAGGAGGUUGCGGCGAUGGCUAUGAGCGCGAUGGGCAUGGGGAUCGACGAAGUGGAAGGCAUGACGGAGGAGGACGAGAAGGGCAGUCUGAUGGCGCUGAAGAAGUUCGAGAAGCGGUUCGGCGCGUCGCCCGUGUUCGUGCUGUCCACGUUCCACGAGGAAGGCGGCGGCGUGGCGUUCACGGGCCCCGGCUCCACGCUCAAGGAGGCCAUCCACGUCAUCUCGUGCGGCUACGAGGAGAACACGGACUGGGGCAAGGAGAUCGGGUGGAUCUAUGGGUCCGUGACGGAGGAUAUUCUCACGGGCUUUAAGAUGCAGUGCCGCGGCUGGCGCUCCAUCUACUGCCAGCCCAAGCGCGUGGCGUUCAAGGGGUCUGCGCCCAUCAAUCUGUCCGACCGUCUGCAGCAGGUGCUCCGUUGGGCUCUGGGGUCCAUCGAAAUCUUCCUGUCCCGGCACUGCCCCAUCUGGUACGGCUGGAGGGCGAACAAGCUCAAGGUGCUGCAGCGGCUGUCGUAUGCAAACACGGCAGUGUACCCCUUCACGUCGUUUCCGCUGCUCGCGUACUGCAUGCUGCCCGCCAUCUGUCUGUUCACGGGGAAAUUCAUCAUUCCGGGGCUGACAAUCACGGCGACGCUGUACUUCGUCGGGCUGUUCGCGGCAAUCAUUGCGACGUAUGUGCUGGAGCUGAGGUGGAGCGGGGUCAGUCUGACGGAGCUGUGGCGAAACGAGCAGUUUUGGGUGAUUGGUGGCGUGUCGGCGCAUCUGUUUGCGGUUUUCCAGGGAUUGCUGAAGGUGCUAGCUGGCAUCGACACGAAUUUCACGGUCACGGCGAAACAGGCGGACGACGGCGAGUUUGCUGAGCUGUACAUGGUGAAAUGGACGACGCUCCUGAUCCCGCCCAUGUUCCUCAUCAUUAUCAACGUCCUCGGGAUCAUCUCGGGGUUGGCUCAGGCGAUGAAUAUGGGCACGGUUGGGUGGGGCACAAUGUUUGGCAAGAUUUUCUUUUCGCUGUGGGUGAUUCUGCAUCUUUACCCCUUUUUGAAGGGUAUGAGCGGGAAGAACAAGCGCGUGCCGACGCUGGUUAUUGUGUGGGGGAUUCUGCUCGCGUCCGUGUUUUCGCUGCUCUGGGCGGAUAUCAACCCAUGGGGUGCGCCCGUGACUGGCCCCACUGCUGAGGCCUGCGGCAUUCGGUGCUAGAUUUGAGGUGCUGGCUUGAGGAAAGGAAGGGGGGGAGGGUGGAUCGGUGAGUGUGGUAAGCAGGCUGGGUGGUUGACGUGCAUGGGGAUGGAUGGAGCAGACUAAGAGGCUUCUAGGUGGGCAUGUUUGCCCAUGUUGGAUGGUGGUCGGAUGGUGGCUGGGUGGUGGCUGGCAGGUGGUUGGAAGGUGGCUGAGGUGAGGAGGAGGAUCAUGGGGGUGCGGGAUGGGAUGACUGAGUUCCAGAAGUGUGUAUGGGCUAAUGGCAAGACCCCUUGGUAGCGUAUUCUGAAGGGCAAUGGCUAGCAAAGCCACCUUCAGUUUGACUGAUACAGUAGCAUACAUAGGUGCUGCAAGUUUGCCCAUUCCGGGUCCUGUAGGCUAUCUCUAGGCCCCAACAACUCCUCCUUUCCCCCUACUUGUGAUGUUAGUUUUGUCAACUUAUACAUAUUAUCUAUGUAGAAGUUAUAGGCUAGACUGAGGUAUGCUUCUAAAGUUAUAGGCUAGACUGAGGUAUGCUUCUAGUGAGUACAACCAACUAGUAUUUGUUCUAGGUUUCCACCUCUAGUAA
Closterium sp. NIES-67 is the source of this 4242-nucleotide messenger RNA. The record is from the annotation of a GenBank genome assembly. Lineage: Eukaryota; Viridiplantae; Streptophyta; Zygnematophyceae; Desmidiales; Closteriaceae.